CUGAGGGCACUACAAGUUAGCAGCGCUUGUGUGGCAGUGCGGCUGCGCAGUGUCCCCUGUGCCACGUACAGGUCGACGUCGACAACCCCAGAGACUUCCGGAUGUGCAGCAGCGGCUCAGUGCUUUAACUGCGGGUGCGAGGUUUUCACGGAGUCGGUCCUGCCUUCACAACCGAAGUUACUGCGGGGUCGAGUCCACUGGAGUGUCAGUAUGAAUGGGCAGCUGGACUUGAGUGGGAAGCUGAUCAUCAAGGCCCAGUUGGGCGAUGACAUCAGACGGAUCCCCAUCCACAAUGAGGACAUCACGUACGACGAGCUGCUGCUCAUGAUGCAACGUGUCUUCAGGGGGCAGCUCCAGAGCAGCGACGAGGUCACCAUCAAGUACAAGGACGAAGAUGAUGAUCUCAUCACCAUAUUCGACAGCUCUGAUCUCUCCUUUGCCAUCCAGUGUAGCAGAAUACUCAAACUCACCCUGUUCGUGAAUGGGCAGCCGCGGCCACUGGACUCCUGUCAAGUGAAGUACCUGCGUAAGGAGCUGAUUGGUCUGAGGAACAAAGUCAACAGCUUAUUGGACAGCCUGGAACCUCCCACAGAGCCUCCCGCAGAGAUACCGAUCCAUGAGAGCGAGUAUGUGGGUGAUAAGGUGACAGUGGAGCCGGUGAAGGCCCCGGUGAGUGCAGCCAGCAUGUCUGCGUUCGACCCGCUCAAGAACCAGGAUGAAGUCAGCAAGAACGUCAUCUCUGCCUUCGGCCUGUCUGAGGAGCCCAGCGCAGCUCCUGUUGCAGCUCUUCAAGAGGAACGUUCUGGAACUCCUGACAGCAUCAACUCCGCCUCCUCAGCCCUCCCACCUGCUGUGGCCCCCCAGGCCCCCGCAUCCUACGCACAGCAGGCAGUGGACGGUCAGAUGUAUCAGCAGUAUCAGGCUCCAGGUGGAUACCCCCCUCAGCAGCCGGCAGCCCCCCAGCAGCAGUACGGCAUGCAGUAUACCACAGGUUAUACUCCCCAGCAGCAGCAGCAGCAGCAGCCUGGAGCUCCACAGGCCCCUCCUCCCCAGCAACAGUUCCAGAAUUUCCCCGCCCCCACCUCUCAGGCCGCCGCCCCCGGCCCCACCCCUGGCUUCAGCGGCCAAUCACAGGCUCCCCAGGGGGCGGGGCAGUACCCGGCCCCUCCGGGAGCCUUCCCCCCUCAGAACUACCCUUCCCAGGCUUCCCAGCAGCCGGCCAAUUACAGCCUGCCCCCCUCCUCCCAGCCUGCCCCGGUCUACCAGCCCCGCCCCGGGUACACCCCUCCCCCGGGCGCCACGGUUACCCCCCCACCGGGCAGCUCCAACCCCUAUGCCCGUAACCGCCCCCCCUACGGCACGGGCUACACCCAGCCGGGCCCCGGCUACCGGUAAAAGCCCCCGACACUCGACACACACACACUCCCGUGAUCUGAUGUUGUCAGCGGCACUCACGUCAACCCCCCCACCCCCGCCCUCGAUCCAGCCUUCAUAUCUGACCCUCUAGAAACACACACGAGCACACCUGUUAAUCU
Messenger RNA from Clupea harengus (Atlantic herring), 1535 nucleotides. It is a transcript of the gene tfg, whose product is annotated as trafficking from ER to golgi regulator. Lineage: Eukaryota; Metazoa; Chordata; Actinopteri; Clupeiformes; Clupeidae. Gene Ontology annotation, cellular component: endoplasmic reticulum exit site. Gene Ontology annotation, biological process: COPII vesicle coat assembly; endoplasmic reticulum to Golgi vesicle-mediated transport. Gene Ontology annotation, molecular function: identical protein binding. The record is from RefSeq and is a predicted model, not a curated record.